AAUUUAGCUGUCGUGUCCGUGAGUUGAAAGGUGACUACGGCUCACAGUAAUGCCCAAAAAGGUUGAACAAAAUGCAUGUAGUUAAUUUACAAGCGAACUAUUCCAAGUCUGUUUGUCAACUGUUACUGUACAGCCCAGAAUGGUGUUAAGAGUAAGUAGCAAGAGGAGCGUGGUGUGGGGCUGGCUACUCCUGGUCUCCUGCUUUCUGCUGUCUGUUCGUUCACAUGAGCAGGCAGCCCACGAACACCCACCAGAGAGUCACCGUCCUAACAUGCAACUGGACAAGAACAUGGUCCAUGACAGAGAACACAUCAUGGAGCAUCUGGAAGGUGUGAUUGACAAGCCGGAGUCGGAUAUGUCGCCGCAGGAGCUGCAGUUGCACUACUUUAAGAUGCACGACUAUGAUGGCAACAACUUACUGGAUGGGCUGGAGUUGGCCACAGCCAUCACCCAUGUGCACAAAGAGGAAAAAGGAGAGGAAAGCCGGCCUAUGAAAGAGGAGGACCUCACAAGCCUUAUAGAUGAUGUUCUGAGGGACAAUGACAAAAACAACGACGGGUACAUAGACUACGCCGAGUUUGCCAGGUCCCUGGAGUAGAGGAGAGACGGUGCCUAACUAUUGGGGUCUGGCACCGUGCACUGCACACCACCACACCACUUUCGCCACCACACCACGUUAAUUUACCUGAGCCGGUGUGCAUGUCUCACGCUCUCUGUGGGGCUAUCACUAUCCUUCAUCCGUCCAGACAGCAUCUAUACCAGAGGUGGGCAAACUUCUUGGCUUGAGGGCCACAUUGGGAUUUUCGAAAUUCAACGGAGGGUUGCACAGAUUUUGUUUUGACCAAUUUCUGUUUGUCAAAACCUAUUUGCGGGUCAGAAAAAGGGCAGUCAUUUGAAACUAUUUAGGUCCGUUAUCAUUUCUACAUACUUUCUAUCUAGUUUUAGACGUUCAAGUGUGACCUGCAGUUUUUAACCCCCGUCCCCCAAAACAAAAUUAAAGGAUUUUACUCAAAACUCCUGUGCGCCAGAUUGAAAGGUUUGCCCAGCCCUGAUAUAUACAGUCGAUUAUUCAAUUAUUGCUGUAAUUAUAAAAACUGCCAAAUGUGUCUACUGUAUGCUAGCAACUAAACUAGUUCAGUCAUUUUAGAAUGAAAUUAUUGAGCAGGUAUUUACCUAAGCGCUGCUUUGCUGUAUAAAAUCCAGGAUUAUGGACCAAAGGUUUUGAUAUUUAUGCAUCCAAUCAAGUGAGGCCAUUUAUGACAACUGCCUGUGGUCCUUAACUUUAAGAGUGGCCUUUACUAUUACUGUACCAUUCUUGUACUAUUACUCAUAGUGGGAAUGUUACAGCCUGGAUGCAGUAUACUGUACCACAGAGUAUGUGGGAGUGUGGGAAUGGCAAAGCAGGUUUGGAGGAUUUGUCUGACGCUCAGAAACGAGCCAUGAACAGGGCUGCUUUCAGUUGGAACAAAAUGGAAGACGUUGUUUAGAAACGGAGGUGGUAAUACCUGGGCUAAGUCCUACUGCUCAUUCUUGUUUUCAAAAACGCUUUCUCCCAUUUGUUCGAACCGAAUGUGACUCAGGUAACAUAAAAGCCACACUUGGUACGGGUUUGGUUCUGGUCAGACACAGUCAAUCACAAAUCAUUUUUCUGCUGAUCUACAUGUACUUUACAUCCCUUACAUAGUCUUGUUACCCACCAAGCUGAACGCACAAUUCCGCUUACAGCAGGGCUGAUACUUGAGAUGAACAGAAUCUGAAUUUUAAUACAGAAGAUGUGCUGUGCUGCGCAUUGUGAUUUCUUCAUCACUGGAUUCACUUUGACUUAUAGCACAGUGAGACCUCUGGGUGACAGCAAUACUGAAGGGUUAACUUAAUUGUACAGAUGUGCUAUAAGUAGAAUGCAGGGUUAUGUUGCUAUAAAUGCUAUUGAAGUAAUGAUGUUACAUUAUGUGUCGUUAGACCACACUUGAUUCUUUCCAAAUGAGCUCCAUUGCUGUCAAACAGUUACAGGUCAUUAGGUUACCAGGUCUUUAUGCUAUAAGGCCCAGGUCUAUAUAUUCAACCCAUUUAUAAUUACUUCCAAAUGAAUACUGAAACUUUAUUUGUUACAAGAGAGUUCUAAUUUCAUCAUUCAGUGACGGUUGUUCGGUAAAUACAGGUUACUUGACUAGAAAUGUGUUAUUAAAAUCUAUAAAAUGACAAGAGUAGUAGACACGUGCAACUGUGUUGUCUUUGCAAUAAACAAAUAUAUAUGAAUGUC
This is a messenger RNA of Oncorhynchus keta (chum salmon), 2260 nucleotides long. RefSeq names its product multiple coagulation factor deficiency 2, ER cargo receptor complex subunit (gene mcfd2). The transcript has 4 exons. The record is from RefSeq and is a predicted model, not a curated record. Gene Ontology annotation, molecular function: calcium ion binding. NCBI's taxonomy places the organism in Eukaryota, Metazoa, Chordata, Actinopteri, Salmoniformes, Salmonidae. Bases 140 to 598 code for a protein of 152 amino acids.